Molecule: messenger RNA, 2632 nt
Organism: Argentina anserina (silverweed cinquefoil)
Lineage: Eukaryota; Viridiplantae; Streptophyta; Magnoliopsida; Rosales; Rosaceae
Product: probable receptor-like protein kinase At1g11050
Exons: 1
Coding region: 145-2118 (657 amino acids)
Biological process (GO): protein phosphorylation
Molecular function (GO): ATP binding; protein kinase activity
Source: RefSeq, a predicted model, not a curated record
CCAGAAAUGAGGAGGAACAGAAACUGCGACUUUGACCAAUCAGUACUCACAUCAUCCCUCAAUUUAGCUCAAUCAAGAACAACUCUCUCUCUCUCUGAAGUCUGAACCCAAAAACCCAGUUCAUCCCAGCUAGCUGAGUCAAGCAUGAUCAAACUAGCUGAGUUUCUUUUGCUGUUGCUGUCUCUCUCCCUCCAUCUUCCUCCCAUCUCCACCCAAUCAACCAACACAACCAACACAGCCACAAGAUCAACAUGCCCCAUGGAUCUAAGCUAUGUCCUCAGAAUCCCCUUCAACUCCUCCUCCUGCCAAAACUUCAAAGGCCCUACCAAAACCCCACAAAUGGACAUCACCCAGAUCCCCUGCUGCCAAACCCUCUUAUCCCUCUUUGGUGUUGCCCUCGCCCAACACCUCAAAGAAACCACCCUCUUCCAACUCCCCGACCUCUCCACCUCCAACUCCUGCCUCCUCAAUUUCCAGUCCAAACUCACCUCCCUCUCCCUCCCUCCUUCUCUCGUCUCCUACUGCUUUGACCCUUCUCAGUUUGUCAUCGCCCCCAACAUCUGCGCCCGUAUCGUGUCCACCCUAGACUGGGUCUCCAAGCUCAACGGCACCACGGCUCUCGACUCUGCCUGCCGCUCGGACCUCACUGAUCUCUCCUCCUGCGAUGCUUGCGUUGCCGCCGGCUUGAAGGUUCACAAGCAGCUGAUCGUUAUCGAUGGUAACUCUUCUCACUCUAGAGAUUGUUGGUACUUUACUAUUCUUUAUGCUGCUGGUAUUAUCAAUGAGCUUGGGCCCGAGAGCGAUGGCGCUGUGUCUUGCAUUCUUGGUGUGUCGAUGGAUUUAGUCUCGAGCAAAAAGAGCAACACUGCUCUUGUUUUCGGCCUCACCGGUGCUGGAGUUGCUGUCUUUGUUAUGUCUAGCUUGUUGGGGUUGUAUUUUUGGUAUGACAGGAGGUGGAGGAACAAAAGGGUUGUUGGGUCGAGAAUGGAUUCCGGUUUUGAUUUGGAUGAGAGAGAGUCUAGGAUUAGAGUUAGACCCAACACGGGUUCCAUUUGGUUUAAGAUUCAGGACCUUGAGAAGGCUACUAAUAACUUUUCGCAGAAGAAUUUUAUCGGCCGAGGUGGUUUUGGUGUUGUUUACAAGGGUGUUCUACCUGAUGGAACUACGGUUGCUGUCAAGAAAGUUAUAGAGUCUGAUUUUCAAGGGGAUGCUGAAUUCUGCAAUGAGGUUGAGAUUAUUAGCAAUUUGAAGCAUCGGAAUCUGGUUCCACUUAGAGGGUGUUGUGUGGUUGAGGGGGAGGACAAUUAUGAAGAGAGGGGAAGUCACAGGUACCUUGUAUAUGAUUACAUGCCGAAUGGAAAUCUAGAUGACCAUCUGUUUCUUUCUCUGUCUACUAGUCAGAGUGGAAUUGCAAGGAGGCCCUUAACUUGGCCUCAGAGGAAGGGCAUAAUCUUGGAUGUUGCCAAGGGUCUAGCUUAUUUGCAUUAUGGAGUGAAGCCGGCAAUAUAUCACCGUGAUAUUAAGGCAACAAACAUACUACUAGAUGUAGAUAUGAAAGCUAGAGUGGCGGAUUUUGGGCUUGCUAAGCAGAGUAUGGAAGGCCAGUCUCAUCUAACAACUCGAGUGGCAGGGACUCACGGGUACUUGGCCCCUGAAUAUGCUCUUUAUGGACAGCUGACGGAGAAGAGUGAUGUUUAUAGCUUUGGAGUUGUUGUUUUGGAGAUCAUGUGUGGGAGAAAAGCUCUGGAUCUGUCCUCCUUGGAAUCCCCUCAGGCAUUCUUGAUCACGGAUUGGGCUUGGUCAUUAGUGAAAUCUGGAAAACUUGAAGCGGCCUUAGAAACAUCACUAUUGACAGAGGGGGACAGUCUCAAUUCAAAUCCAAAGUGCAUAAUGGAAAGGUUUUUGCUUGUUGGUAUUUUGUGUGCUCAUGUAAUGGUUGCUUUACGGCCUACCAUUUUGGAUGCACUAAAAAUGUUGGAAGGGGAUAUUGAGGUGCCACCGAUUCCAGAUAGGCCAAUGCCUCUUGGUCAUCCUUCGUCUUAUGGCGACGGUAAUACUUUCAGCAUAUCACCAGCUUUGAGCGGGCCGAGAUUAUAUAGUGGAGACAUGCUCAGGUAAUCAAAAAUGUUUGUUAUUGUAUUAUUCCUAUACUUGAACAAUGUAGAAAUUUAGACGCCUUGUACCUUCUAAUCUUUUAUAUAUCAACUAGUUAUGUGGAGAAUGAGAAUGUAAAUACAUAUAUAUAGGAACUCAAACCAACAAUAGGCCAUACUGUGAUCUCAAAAUGUGAGGACAGGGCUUGUAGGAUGGGCUAAAGUAUGUUUUAUAUCACUAUCUUUUGAUGUUACUAAAAUACUAUUGAGACUUGUUAUGAUAAAUGUGGUGCAAAUGAGGUCUAGAAAAAGGUAUAGGCAAAUAUACCAUUUAUAUUGAUUGAGCCAUAUUGGGAAGCAAAGCUGUUGCGAGAAUGCGUCGGAUAGCAAACCAUUGGAUUGGACAAUAAUUUGAUCAGUGAAGAGUGAAGACAUGUCCUAUUUCUUCCGUAGUACAAGUAAUAUUAUGUGGAAAUGAUUUUGAUGAGAAGUUAACUCUGCAUAUAGCUGUACUUCCGAUUUCCAAGUUUUGCAAUAUU